CGGUCCUGUAACUACGCCACUUCCUAACUGAUCCCGGACUGCGAUAUGUUCUGGUGUCCGUUCCGAUUUUCAGUUUAUGACUUUUUUGGUUUUCAAAGUUGUAUUAAUUCGGUGAUAAACGGCACUCCGUACCUUUGAGCGUUUUAAUGAGUCUAAUAAAUCUAGCACUUUCGUGUAUAGCUGAGCGAUGCUCAUUCCUUCCAAGUACCGGCCAGUAACACGCCCAUGUGGCUGACUCCACCCGUCAUGGUCCUUAAAAGUCGCUCCAAGCAGGACUCCCCUGCAGAUCUUACCGGAUGAAGGGUCUCUGAGACGGUUUGAGCAUGAGGAUGAUGAUGGUUGGGGCUAUGAAGAUGGUGCGCGUCUUGGGAUUUUACAGGACUUCUCAGCGAGUCUGAGCGCGACCGCACCAUCCUGAACUUAGUAUUACAAUUGUAGCUCUUGGAGUAUUAUUUUACAUUUACUUUAUUACUAUUAUUUUACAUUACUUUUAAAACAUUGAAAUGGAAAAUUACGAAGAAAUCACGUCGUUUUUAGGGGAGUGGGGGCGCUUCCAGAAGUGCGUCUUCUUUCUGCUGAGUCUAACCUUCAUCCCUCACGGUUACUUGAAUUUAUCGAUGGUUUUUCUGGCUGCCACGCCGCAACACCACUGCGAAGUGUCCUACACAUACGGCGAGAACAUCAGCGACUACAUCCCGUACGAAGGGACGAGCGGGGACCGGGUACUCAGCAGGUGCAGGCGAUACAAGCACCUCAAUGGGACCGCGGCUAGCUGGGCAAACGAAACGGAGGGAUGCCUGGACGGAUGGAGGUUCAGCGCCGACACGUACAAGUCCACCAUCGUGACAGAGUGGAGCUUGGUGUGCGAAGAUUCGUGGAAGGCGCCUUUCGCCUCCUCCGUCUUGUUCUUCGGUGUGAUGGCAGGCUCCUUAAUAUCUGGCCAGGUCUCUGACAGGUUUGGUCGGAAGCUGGUUUUUUUUGGCAGUCUGGUGCUAAUGAACACAUUUGCAGUGCUUCAGGCGCUCUCUAGCAGCUGGGAGUGGUACUGCACCUUCUACUUCUUUGUGGGAAUGGCGCGCACCUCCAGCUACAUAUCCGGCUUCAUCCUCGGUUCCGAGCUGCUCGGUAAGUCCACCCGCGUUUUGUUCUCUUCCCUGGGGGUCUGCAUCUGCUACGCUCUGGGCUACACCUGCCUCCCCAUCUUUGCCUACUUCAUCCGGGACUGGCGGAUGCUGCUGAUGGCCCUGACGAUUCCUGGGUUCCUCUGCAUCCCACUGUGGUGGAUCAUACCUGAGUCGCCCCGCUGGUUGCUCUCUCACGGACACGUGGAUAAGGCUGACGCCAUCAUUCGGGCCAUCGCCAGAAAGAAUGGUGUUGAUGCCCCUGAGAUUAUAUUCAAGACGGAGGACGGCUCUCAGCUGCUAGGAAAAACAGCGCCUCAGAGAGUAUACACUAUUAUCGACCUCAUAAGAACAACUAACAUCAGGAACAUCACCAUCCUCAACACCAUUAUUUGGAUUGUCACGUCCAUGACCUACUACGGCCUUUCCCUGAACACCCCCAACAUGGGUGGGGACCCCUACCUGAACUGCUUCAUCUCCGCCGUGUCAGAGAUCGUGGCCUACGUGGCCACGUGGCUCUUCAUGAGAUACACCGUCCGGCGCUUCACCCUCAUCUUCCUCUUCCUGUUGUCGGGGGUGACGCUUCUCAUCAUCAAGUUCGUCCCUGAUGAGCUGGACGCAGUGGUGCUGGUUCUGGUCAUGGUGGGUAAGGGGGGCAUCACUGCAGCCUACUGCUUCAUCUACAUCUACUCCACGGAGAUGUUCCCCACCGUACUGCGGAACACAGGCAUGGGGGCGAUCUCCACAGCCACCCGUGUUGGCACCAUCCUCUCUCCCUACAUUGCCUACAUCGGAGAUUACAACAAGGUCGCCCCCUACAUCCUGAUGGGCAGCGUCACCGUCUCGGUGGCCUUCCUGAGUCUGCUGCUUCCCGAAACCAAAGACAGUGAGCUUCCAGAGCUCAUCAGCCAAGUCAAACCCAUCAUGUGGUGCGAUUCAGAAAGUCGCCCGUCGUGUUUCCAUAAGCAGACUUUAUUAAGCAAAUGUGCUUCCAAGAAGUCGGAAAGGGCCUGCACCGAUUCCCUUAGCAGGGAAAGCGAAGUGUCACCAUCGUAGUGGGACGUCUAACGGUACCAGGGAGCUGCCCACAGACACACCUGGAUCGUAACCUGACCCUCAGUGUGAUGUCUAGGAUGUUUGGGAUGUGUCUCUUGGGCUGGGUUUGUGGGUUUUGGUUCUGGUUCUAGUCCAGUUCUGGGUACCCUCUUUGAUUUUCUACUCACUGUUCACCUAGCUGGAACUGUAAAGGCAUUCAGAUCAAAACCAGAUAUAAAUAUGUUUACAGA
Molecule: messenger RNA, 2407 nt
Organism: Brienomyrus brachyistius
Lineage: Eukaryota; Metazoa; Chordata; Actinopteri; Osteoglossiformes; Mormyridae
Product: solute carrier family 22 member 5-like
Exons: 10
Coding region: 504-2177 (557 amino acids)
Biological process (GO): transmembrane transport
Cellular component (GO): membrane
Molecular function (GO): transmembrane transporter activity
Source: RefSeq, a predicted model, not a curated record